AAUCUCAUUUGAGAUAAUGUUUGCACUACCAUAUCCUCCACAAUACCACAAAUUACAUGCCACGUGGCACAAAUAAAAUCACCUAAUUGAAAGUGAGUAGUCUUUAUUAUUAUGAGAAGAGUAAGUUGUUUUGUUUCCCAUACCAAAAAUCAAAGAAAGAAAAAAUGGCAUCUUCAGUAAUGGCUUCUUUGAGUCUGAAACCAACCCCUUUCACAAUUGAGAAAUCUUCAGUGAAAGGACUUCCUUCAAUUUCAAGGCCCUUCAGAGUUGUGGCCAGUGGUAUCAAGAAGAUUAAGACUGACACACCUUAUGGAACUGGUGGUGGCAUGGACCUUCCCAAUGGACUUGAUGCUUCUGGCAGGAAACAAAAGGGAAAGGGUGUUUACCAGUUUGUGGACAAAUAUGGUGCUAAUGUUGAUGGAUACAGUCCUAUCUAUGAACCCAAGGACUGGUCUGCAACCGGUGACGUCUACGCCGGAGGUACGACUGGGUUGGCUAUAUGGGCAGUAACUCUAGCUGGUCUUCUGGCUGGUGGUGCACUUCUUGUCUACAACACAAGUGCUUUGUCACAAUAGACUUUGCUAAGUUCAUAUUUAAGUUGUAAAAUUAUUCCAUGUAACUCUAAGGAUAUAUUCAUCAAAUACUUGUGGACAUAGUUCCUUCUGUUCUAUAAAUGUUGUAUGGAUUUGAAAAAGAAUCAUCUUUGUUUAUAUAACCAUGCAUCUUCAUAAGGUCA
Molecule: messenger RNA, 736 nt
Organism: Cicer arietinum (chickpea)
Lineage: Eukaryota; Viridiplantae; Streptophyta; Magnoliopsida; Fabales; Fabaceae
Product: photosystem II 10 kDa polypeptide, chloroplastic
Biological process (GO): photosynthesis
Cellular component (GO): photosystem II oxygen evolving complex; thylakoid membrane; photosystem II
Source: RefSeq, a predicted model, not a curated record